Molecule: messenger RNA, 1435 nt
Organism: Nasonia vitripennis (jewel wasp)
Lineage: Eukaryota; Metazoa; Arthropoda; Insecta; Hymenoptera; Pteromalidae
Exons: 6
Coding region: 345-1328 (327 amino acids)
Cellular component (GO): SAGA complex
Molecular function (GO): transcription coactivator activity; protein heterodimerization activity
Source: RefSeq, a predicted model, not a curated record
AGCAUUGGCAGAAUGGCAGCCCGCGCAUCAGCAGGUAGAGCAGAAGUCUGCACUGCACGCGUUGCAUCAGAGAACAUAACCUUAAAAUUCUGAUGUUUGUGUACAAACAAUAGCGUGAAGAGAAGCCGUCUUUAUAAUUACACACAAAUUUUCUAUUAUUUUUUGCUAAUAUUUUUAUACUUAUGUUUUAAGUAUACAGAAAAGAAUUUAGUUUAAUUAAUACAUUUAUUAAUAUAAAUAUUUAAUAAACUUCUAAACAUGUGAGUUCAAAAAUAUCGGUGCAUUUUUCUAAAGCAUUUUCGGAAAAAUUCUGUCAAAAUCGCGUUUUAAACAAGAGAGUUACCAUGAAAUCAAGCAAAACUCCAACCACUGGUGGGUUAUGGGGUGAGCUUCCAGUUAGAGAAACUCACAAACAAGAAAUCAUUACUCCAGAUAUUAUUGAAAAUGUUUGGAGGCAAGUCAUGGAUGAAGCAAACAAUUCUGAUUGUGAUUACCAAAUGCACAGACAACCUGAAUAUAUUCAAAUGCCUUUAGGAAAUCCUCACGUAUUAAAUACUGUAAAUUUACGACAGCAACUGAGAUCAAUGGAGGAGGGAAACAUAUUAAGAAAUGUAACUGUGAUUGAAGAUGAAUCUCAAGAUGAAAUUCCCAAAGAUUCAUAUAAUUUUACGAUACCCACUAAACAAAACAAAAAGAGAUUUAAAAAUCACGUGAACAUUACUCAUUUAAAACCUUCAACUGCACAAGGAUUAUUAAAACAUGCAGUUACAGUUUUAUUAGCUCAUAUUGGAUUUGAUGAAGCAUCUGAUUAUGCUAUUGCUACUCUUACGGAUGCUGCUGAUCAUUUUUUGAAAAGGAUAGGACUUUUAUUAAAGGUAGCAUCAGAAGAAAGGAAUUAUGGUUUUCCAGACGCAAUGGAAAAAGUUCUUGUUGAGGCUAAUGUAGGAGGAAUCAUAGGUUUACAUAAUUACUACGAAGAGUAUAUUCUCAGGCAUGAAAAAAAUGUGAAGAGAAAAGUGGAAAACAAAGUUGAACAGCAGCGACAACUUGAGUUAAACAUUUGCAAUGCAAAAAUGGAAUUGGAUGAAGCCACGAGUAAUCUACAAUUCGAUGGACUUGAAGAAUUUGGAAAUGUAUAUAGAGAAGUGCCAACACUACAGCUACUUGAUCCAGAGAUGGGUUUUCCUCCCAGUUUGGAUGCAGGAUUUCAAAUGUUACAUAGCUUGGAACAGGAUGAAUUGAACAGCCUGGAAGUUGACGAAGAAGAUGUGACCGUUAGUGAUUCACCAAGCACAGGACAUCAGCGGGCAGAUUUCAUGAAAAAAUAAAGACUGGUUUAUUUAGCGUUACUUGUAUUGUGUAAAAUAAAAAUCCUCUAAUAUAGUUAUAAAUUAAAAUAAGUAAAUUUAAAAUAAACAAUUUUUAUAAAUCCAAA